Trichogramma pretiosum is the source of this 2853-nucleotide messenger RNA. Its product is annotated as aminopeptidase N-like. Gene Ontology annotation, biological process: proteolysis; peptide catabolic process. Lineage: Eukaryota; Metazoa; Arthropoda; Insecta; Hymenoptera; Trichogrammatidae. Gene Ontology annotation, cellular component: cytoplasm. The transcript has 10 exons. The record is from RefSeq and is a predicted model, not a curated record. Gene Ontology annotation, molecular function: zinc ion binding; peptide binding; metalloaminopeptidase activity. Bases 61 to 2853 code for a protein of 930 amino acids.
UUUUACCGUCGCGCGCGUCGUUUCUCGCACUGCAUCGCGAAUAAAUAUUCAAAGUGAGCCAUGAACAAGUCCAUGAUCAAUGUCUGCGGCUUGACGCUCCUGUUGUGGUGCUACGUUUGCGCGCCGAGCGACGCCCAGGACAAUUCGACCCUGCACAGAUUGCCCAAAAACGUCUGGCCGGAAUCCUACGAUUUGUUGAUACUCUCCAACGUGACGAACGGCAAUUUUACUUUCAAAGGCCAAGUCGUUAUUACUUUGAGUGUGAUCGAGACAACCGACCGAGUCGUUCUUCACGCCGAGAAAUUAAAGAUCGACCAAGAGAAUGUCACUCUUCGUCGUAUCGAUUCCGACGAGGAGGAUGCUGCUGACGUUCGGAUAAAGGGACAGUCCUACGACGAAGAAGCGCAAUUUUUCACCAUCGAACUCGAGGCAAGUUUACUACCUGGCAGUUACGAGCUUAGCUUGCGCUUCGAAGGAAGCGUACUGGACGAUCUGUUUGGCUUUUACCGGAGCUCUUACAAAAUCGGCAACGAGACGAGAUGGCUCGGUGUCACGCAGUUUUCACCGACGUUCGCGAGAAGAGCUUUUCCGUGCUUCGACGAGCCCGGAUUCAAAGCUACGUUCCAGUUGCGUUUGGGGCACUACGACAACGAAACGGCUACGUCCAACAGUCCCGAAGAGUCGAACGAAAUUUUUGGCGACGAUCCGAGCUACCACGUAACAAAGUUUGCGGAAACGCCGAGAAUGUCGACUUAUCUUUUAGGCUGGUCGAUUCACUCUUUCCAACGAAUAAAUUCCAGCGUGGAUGGUCGUUUCUCCCUGUGGACGCGUUCGAGGGAUCUGCUGCUGGCAUCGAGCGUCGGCGGCGGCAGCGAACGAGUGCCAUUAUGUCUCGUCGAGAUGCCAGCGAUUUAUUCGGCUCUCGAGAACUACACGGACCUGAGCAAUCCGAUUGAUAAGUUCGAUAUUUUCGCCGUGCCGGACUUUAACUUUCAGGCGAUGGAGAACUGGGCCCUCGUGACUAUGCGCGAGUCCGUGGCGCUGAUCUCGUACGAGGCCACCUCGCUGCGGCGCAUCCACGGCAAGCUGACCACGAUGGGCCACGAGCUGGCCCACACCUGGUUCGGCAACCUGGUCACGCCGUUCUACUGGAACGUCGCCUGGCUCAAGGAAGCCUUCGCGACCUACUUCGCUUACUUGGCCAUCGGCCAGGUUCACGAGGACUGGAGGAUGAUGGACAUGUUUGCCACGGAAGUGCUGCAAGACAGUCUGCUGCUGGACUCGGCGGAUCACGAGCGCCGUAUGAACGGACCGACGCUCGGCACCGCUGCUAAAGCCAAAGCCGCUUUGGACUUUGUUACGUACAGAAAAGGUUCAUCGAUCAUCCGCAUGAUUUCGGAUUUGAUGGGGGAUGAGAUGUUUCGAGACGCAAUUCGGGCUUAUCUUCAGGACAAUCAGUACGAAGCCGUUACCCCUCCGGAUUUUUACAAGAGCCUCGAAGAUACACUCAUAGCAAACAACGAGUCUUUCAAAUAUCCCGUUCCUUUCGGCGAAAUAAUUGAUUCUUGGGCUAAUCAGUCCAACUACCCUGUGGUUCAAGUGUCUCGCAUCGAGUCCGGCCGGCUGCUAUUGAAUCAGGAAAUUUUCAAGCUCGAUCGCGGCAACGAAAGUAGCACGAGGCCGAGACAAUGGUGGAUACCAAUUAAAAUCGUCUGCGCCGCGGGCGAAGACGGCUACGGCAUCGUCCAAGAUCUCUACUGGUUCGAGCCGUCGAGCAGCAAAGAGAUCGACCUGCCCGAGGGCGCGUCCGAGAACGGCUGGUUCAUACUCAAUCCGCACCAGGUCGGCCACUAUCGAGUCGAUUACGACCCGGAGAACUGGGAACUGCUGAUGAGCCUUCUCGAUUCGCACGACUUCAAGAGACUCACCGGGCCGACGAGGGCUGCUCUCGUCGACGACGCCUUCAAUCUCGCGCGAGCAGAUUUUCAAGAUUAUUACUUGCCGUUGGAAUUAAUCAAGUAUUUGACGCGCGAAGACGAGUACGAGCCGUGGCUGUCGGCGAGCAGGGCCAUAAAUUUGAUCUCGAGGGUGCUCGUGGAUAGGCCGCACGUGAAGCUCAGUUUCGAGAAUUACGCCAAAGAGCUGAUAAAACCCAUCUACGAAAAGCUGACCUUCGAUGAAAAUCCCUCCGAUUCGUAUCGCGACAAAAUUCUACGAAAUUUGAUUCUUUCCACCGCUUGCGCGCUCAAUCUCGAAGACUGCGUUACGAGGACAAAAUCAAUAUUCGAUCAGUGGAUAGCUAAAGACCUGAAAAUACUACCCGCGUAUUUAAAAGAAAUCGUGUACGCCGUCGGAGUGAAACACGGAAACUACGAGAGCUGGAUGAAUCUGUGGCAGCAGUUCUCUGAGGCUGAGCUUCACUCCGACCAAGAGCAAAUGAUGAGCGCCUUGGCUAGCACCGACGAGCCUCUCUUGAUAAACAAGUAUCUCACGUACGCUAUCGAUCGCAAGUUCGAUGUGCCGAAGCAGUAUCGCAUUACAAUCGUACAAGCCGUCAUAGCUGGAAAUAGUCGUAAUAUUGAUACGACUUUGCAAUAUCUAGAUAUUAAUUUAGAUUCAAUUCUGAAAAUCCACGGCGCGGAUUUUUUGCAAAGUAUUUUAUCGACGAUCGGAGAACAGGCAACUUCGUUCGAGCACGAGAAGAAGAUAAAAUCUUUCAUCCUAAAGCAUUCUAAUGAUUUAAACAACACUGCUGAUGCCAACGAAAAGAUCGUGCAAGCAAUGAGAAACAAUAUCUUAUGGAUCGAAAGAUGCUCUAAUCAAAUUUUUGAAUAUUUCAAUUGGAAAGAAUGA